This is a messenger RNA of Penicillium cinerascens, 447 nucleotides long. Its product is annotated as GFA family protein. The record is from RefSeq and is a predicted model, not a curated record. Gene Ontology annotation, molecular function: carbon-sulfur lyase activity. Lineage: Eukaryota; Fungi; Ascomycota; Eurotiomycetes; Eurotiales; Aspergillaceae. The transcript has a single exon. Bases 1 to 447 code for a protein of 148 amino acids.
AUGGGCAUGCAAGGACGUUGCCAGUGUGGCAAAAUCAAAUUUACCACACCAACAGAGAAACCCUUCAAGAUCUACGCCUGCCACUGCACCGAAUGCCGUCACCAAAGCUCCUCCGCCCAUGGCAUCUCAGCCAUCUUCCCCUACUUUGAGCUCCCAGAAUCGGUUUCUGAGCUUGUGGGGAGCUACACCCGGCUCACCAUUACAGGAAGACACUUGGAGUGUCUGUUCUGCAAGAUCUGCGGUGCUAGAAUCUUGCAUCGCCGCCAUAAAACCAUGCCCGCGCCAGGCGAAAAGGCGGGCCCUCCAGCCACUGUCAGUGUGAAGGCUGGUUGUCUUGAGGAUCUGAAUAAGGAGAUGAUGAGGGAAGCUAUUCAUAUUUGGACUCAGCAUGCGGUUGUAGAUAUCCCGGAGGGCGUGGAGCAGUGGGAGCAGGAACCGCCUAAUUAA